UUGGUGAAGUAGCUUCGUUGGUUGUUUGAGGUGUUGAGCUCGGCAGCUCCUGAGCCCAGCUCCCCGCGGGGAUGGGUUACCUGAAGCUGCUGGUGGUGAAGGACUUCAAGUCAUGGAGGGGCCAGCAGGUUAUCGGGCCCUUCAUGAGGUUCAACUGCAUCAUCGGGCCCAAUGGAUCAGGAAAAUCUAACAUAAUGGAUGCUGUUAGCUUUGUGAUGUGUGAAAAAACAUCAAACUUGCGAGUUAAAAGUGUUCGAGAACUUAUUCAUGGAGCACACGUUGGAAAACCUGUUUCUUCUACAGCCAGCGUGAAGAUUGUGUAUUGUGAGGAAGAUGGGGAAGAAAAAACAUUUUCAAGAGUUAUCCGUGGUAGUUGUUCUGAGUUUCUUUUCAAUGACAAGUCUGUCAGCCGAUCUGCUUACAUAUCUGAGCUAGAAAAAAUAGGCAUUCUUGUCAAGGCCAGGAACUGCCUUAUUUUUCAGGGAACAGUAGAGUCAAUUGCCAUGAAGAAGCCAAAGGAGAGAACUCAACUUUUUGAACAAAUUAGUAAUUCAUGGGAAUAUGCUGAAGACUAUGAACAAAAAAAGAAGAAAAUGCAGCAAGCAGAAGAGGAUGCACAGUUUAAUUAUAACAAGAAAAAAAGUGUGGCAGCAGAACGCAAACAAGCAAGGAUAGAAAAAGAGGAGGCAGAGCAUUACCAGAUGUUAAUCAAGGAACUGGAUGAAGAAAGGAUACAGCUGCAGCUUUUUCAGCUUUAUCACAAUGGAAAACAAAUUAGCUUUCUGAAAAACAAUUUGGAUGAAAAGAAUAUGGAGGCUCAUAUCAAGAAAGAGGCUCUUUCUACAGCAGAAGAUUCAUUUAAAGUCAAGAAAAAAAUGUUUGGGAUACUAAACAGGGACCAACAGCAUAUGGAAAAAGAAAUGAAGACUCUGGAGGCAUCACUGAUUCAGCAGAGACCCCUCUAUAUAAAGGCAAAGGAAAACACAUCCUACCAAAUCAAGAAAGUAGAAAUGUCUAAAAGAUCUCUGAGGGACAAGGAGAAAGCCUGUGAUAAAGAAAAGCAGAACAUAAAAGAGCUGGAGAUGGAAUUGAGUGAUAUUGAGAAGGCAUGGAGAGCAUUUGAGGAGAAAACUGAAGAAGAGAGAAUGGAGAGAGCAGAAGAUAUUGAGCUGGGGGAAAGUCAGUUAGAGCGAUACAAAGAGCUAAAGGAAGUGGCAAGAAAGAAAGUAGCUACACUGGCCCAGCAGCUGGAAAAGCUUCGUUGGGAAGAUAAAGGAGAUCAAGAAAGGCUGAAACUUAAUCGCAGGAAGAAAAAUGAAAUUGAGGAAACCAUUAAACAGACUGUGGAACAGGUAGAAGAGCAUGAAAAACGCAUAGAGAAGUUGGAAGAAUAUGCUAAAGUAUGCAUUGGAUCACUAACAGAAAAAAAGCAGCAGGAGGAAGCGCUGGCUAAGGAAAUUGAGAAUGCAACAAUCCGAAUGGCUGAAGUGAACGAAGACUUGAACAAAAUCGUUGGUGAGCUGCAGAAUGCCAAGAUUGAUUACCAUGAAGGGAGGCGUGAGCAGAUGAGAGCAGAGAUCCUGGAAAGUCUAAAAAGGCUCUAUCCAGAUUCUGUGUUUGGAAGAUUGCUUGACCUGUGUCAUCCUAUUCAUAAAAAAUACCAGCUUGCUGUUACCAAGGUGUUCAGCAAAUACAUGACUGCUAUUGUUGUUGCCACUGAAAAAAUAGCAAGAGAUUGCAUUCGGUUCCUGAAACAGGAACGAGCUGAGCCUGAAACUUUUCUUGCUUUGGAUUACCUUGAUGUUAAACCAAUUAACGAGAAGCUAAGGGAGAUAAAAGAAGCUAAAAUGAUGGUGGAUGUUGUACAAACCCAAUUUGCUCCACUGAAAAAAGUGAUUCAGUUUGUGAGUGGGAAUGCCUUGAUCUGUGAAACCAUUAAGGAAGCAAAACACAUUGCAUUUGAUGGACCAGUGAGGCUGAAAACAGUGUCUCUUGAUGGAACUUUAUUUUUGAAAUCUGGAGUGAUUUCUGGAGGAUCAAGUGAUUUAAGAUUUAAAGCUAGAUGUUGGGAUGAGAAAGAAAUGAAUAAAAUGAAAGAAAGAAGAGAUAGCUUGAUUACUGAGUUAAAGGACCUGAUGAGGAUCAGACGGAAGGAGGCUGACCUGAAGCAGCUGCGUGCUCAGUGCCAAGGAACUCAGACUCGACUUAAAUAUUCACAGAGUGAAUUAGACAUCAUUAAAAAGAAACAUCUUGCUAAUCUCUUCAUGGAAAAAUCAAAACUGGAAAGUGAACUGGUAAAUAUUGAGGCUCAGUAUGAUAUGCUGAAUGAAGGAAUAGUGCAGAGAAAGGAAAAAAUAGAAGAGUUUCAGAGGAAAAUUAACAAGGUUGAAGAUGAUGUUUUCCAGGAGUUCUGUGAAGAAAUUGGUAUAGAAAAUAUUCGUGUGUAUGAACAAGAGCAUGUGAGACAGCAAGAGGAGAUUGAUAAGAGAAGACUGGAGUUUGAAAAUCAGAGGACACGACUGAACAUUCAGCUGGAGUAUAACCGUGAUCAUCUGCAAAAAUUAACAAACUCAGUCAGCAAGUUGAGGGAGACAAUUCAUAAAGAUGAAGCUGAGAUUGUCAAGCUACAGAAGGAUGAGGAAAAGCUUCUAAAAAAAGUGAAUGAACUUUUGGAGGAGCAGCAACGCCUUAAGGAUAAACUAAGUGCUCAUAAAGCUGAGCUUGCAAAAAGCCAAAAUGAAGUUGAAGAGUUCAGAAAGACAAUGUUAACUCUUAACAGAGAAGCCACAAAGUUGCAGAGGGAAGCUACAGCUCUGGAAACCUCCCUGGAAGAGAUGAGAUUAAGGGGACACAAUCUGCUGCUUGAGUGCAAGGUGCAGGACUUGAAAAUCAAGUUACUGGCUGGAUCACUGGAUGACAUCAGUGAAGUAGAGCCAGGAGCUGAACUAGAAGGAACCCAGGCUUUAUUAGGGAUCUAUGAAAGGGAAGAGGGAAUUCAGAUAGACUACAGCACCCUAGAAGCCAACCUAAAGGAACUAGAAUCUGAUAAAGAUAUAGAGGAUCAAGUGAAGCAAAUGCAGCAAGAAAUCAAAGCUAAAGAGGUCACAUUAAUGAAGACAGCUGCUCCAAACCUGAGGGCAGGGGAGAAGUUACUGAUAGCUCGGGACAAGUUCCAGGAAUCGACAGAUGCUUUUGAGAACAGCAGAAAGGAGGCCAGAAUACGCAAGCAGGAAUUUGAAGAGGUGAAAAAAAGGAGAUAUGAGCUGUUCAGCAGGUGCUUUGAGCAUGCCUGCAUAGCCAUUGACAGGAUCUACAAGAGGCUCUGCAGGAACAGCAGUGCUCAGGCAUUCCUUAGCCCAGAAAACCCUGAGGAGCCCUAUCUGGAAGGGGUUGGAUUUCACUGCGUGGCUCCGGGCAAGCGCUUCAUGCCCAUGGACAGCUUGUCAGGAGGGGAAAAAACUGUGGCAGCCCUGGCUCUGGUGUUUGCUGUGCACAGCUUUCGUCCAGCUCCUUUUUUUAUUUUGGAUGAGAUAGAUGCUGCACUGGACAACACAAACAUUGAUAAAGUCUCGAGUUUCAUUAGAGAACAGGCACAUGAGCAGUUCCAAAUGAUAGUCAUUUCCCUGAAGGAAGAGUUCUAUUGCAAGGCAGAUGCACUGAUUGGAGUGUGUCCUGAGUACGAUGAUAUCAUGUUCAGCCAAGUCCUGACCCUGGAUCUUACCGAGUACCCCGAGGAGGAGGAGCAGGACACAGCAGAGAAGCCCAGCCAAGGUUCUUUCUUCCAGUAGUGCAUGGAUGGUGUCAGGGCCAGGUGACAGCAGGAACUGGGCUCACAGCUGGCUGUUGCAAACCUGAGUUUGAAUGGGGCUGUUAGAGGUUGACAGGGAAAUUUAAUGUUCACUUUUCAGGUGAAGCAGUUUUGCAGAUUAAGGGAAUCGGCUGCUACUCCUUGAUGCAGUUUUGUUAAGGAGUGAGAGCCUGAGGCUGUUUCUGAGGUGUGCACACUGGUACCCAAAGCUUUCAUUCCAAGUAUUUUGGCUGUAAGAAGUGCUGCAGGUUCAUUUCCAUAAGCAGGGUAUCCCAAAGAACAAGCCUCUUGUUUUUUGUAGGAAAAGUCCACAGUGCCAGCAUGCUGUUCAGUCAGGACCUUUUGUGUUGUACCUGCCUCUAUUUGCCUUCAGAAUAGGAUUAUUUCUUCUUUUCUAAAACAGUAAGGUACU
Messenger RNA from Zonotrichia leucophrys gambelii, 4220 nucleotides. RefSeq names its product structural maintenance of chromosomes 1B (gene SMC1B). Gene Ontology annotation, cellular component: nucleus; chromosome; meiotic cohesin complex. Lineage: Eukaryota; Metazoa; Chordata; Aves; Passeriformes; Passerellidae. The transcript has 25 exons. The record is from RefSeq and is a predicted model, not a curated record. Gene Ontology annotation, molecular function: DNA binding; protein binding; ATP hydrolysis activity. Gene Ontology annotation, biological process: sister chromatid cohesion. The coding region runs from base 72 to 3788 and encodes 1238 amino acids.